This is a messenger RNA of Penaeus monodon (black tiger shrimp), 2102 nucleotides long. Its product is annotated as intraflagellar transport protein 74 homolog. Gene Ontology annotation, molecular function: beta-tubulin binding. Gene Ontology annotation, biological process: intraciliary transport involved in cilium assembly; cilium assembly. Bases 1 to 1890 code for a protein of 629 amino acids. The record is from RefSeq and is a predicted model, not a curated record. Gene Ontology annotation, cellular component: cilium; intraciliary transport particle B; centrosome. The transcript is spliced from 13 exons. Lineage: Eukaryota; Metazoa; Arthropoda; Malacostraca; Decapoda; Penaeidae.
AUGUUUAACAAGGAAGUGGCAAGAGAAGGUCCACUUCCUAGGGGAAUGUCCAUGGCUGAUCGUCCAGGUUCUCGUUCUAUGGCUAUGGAGAGACCAGAUACCCGCCAAACGUCGUCAUAUGGUGACCGGACGAUGUCAAGGCAGGGGGAUGGGAACAGCAGACCCACAACAUCAGGUCGUCCCAUCACAGCUCGUCCAAUCAGUGCAGCACUGCGAAAUGCACCUGGAACAGCAUCUAGACUCCUUUCUACUGCUAGUGUACAGCGCCCAGGAGCAAGGACUGGGGUAGCCACUGGUAUAGGGUUUAAUACACCGAUCAACGUGGUGGACAGACCCAUCACCCAGCAAGGACUUAGUGGCAUGAAAACAUCAUCACGUGGACCUCAGAGGCAGGUCCAGGACAAGAGCUACUUCAUGGGCCAGCUACGCACCAAGAUCACGGACCUGGGCACGGAGAUCACACACCUCAGCACAGAGAUUGACAAGAUGAAGCAGGAACAGUCCACCUUCCUCACGUAUGACAAACAGCUUCAGGGAACAUUAGGAGAUUACAAUCUGCUGGUAGACCUCUUAAACACGGACACCGAACAGAUUGAGAUUGAAGAGGAGAUCAAGGCCCUGAAGGAAACCAACAAGGAGGAAGCAGACAAGCUUGACUCCCUUUUCUCACACAAGCAGGAUCUCGAGUCCAUGAUGAGGCAGCUGGAAGUUGAUAUUGAAGAGGAAAGGCACAUGGGUGAGAGCCUGUUGGAGGCGAUGCAGCCAAACCUGCGGCAGAAAUACUUUGAGCUGCGGCAGACCAAUACCACCCUUCUUCAGCAGCUGGACCAAAUGCAGCUGGAGUUAGAUGCCCUUGAUAACAGGAAAGCUGCAUUAGAGGAUGAACUGGCUCUAUCAAAGGUGAAGCAGGAAGCUGUGGGCUUAUAUGAAAAGCUUCAGGACCUGGAGGAGAAAAAAUCUGAGAUUAUCAGUGAGAAUCAAAAAAGAGGAACACCUAAAGAAGAAAGAGAGAGGCUCUUGCUUCAGGUUAAAGAAGACAAUGCAGAGAUUGCAACAAUGGAACGUCAGAUUGGAGAGGUUCAGGAUCAAAUACGCAGAGUCCAGGAAGAACUUCAGCAGUUGGAUCAGGAUUUAGAAGAAAACCAGAGUGAGAGAAGCCAGAAAUACAGAGAACUAAGGAAACGUGAGGAAACAAUGGAACAGUUCUUGGCCACUUUUGAUAAGAAUAAACAGGAUGAGGUACAGCGAUUGGAUUCUCUGGAAAAGAAUAAUGUUGCUUUACUUGAAAAGCUUUCCCGCAAUCUGGCCCAUUUCAAUCACCUCCCUAGUACACGUGACUUCGACAUUAUGCAGUCUGACUUGGCUUUCAAGGAAGGAGAGUUAGAGAAGUCGAAAUACACAGAGCAAGGACUGAAGCAGGAACACCUAAAUUUGCAGUCCAAUCUGCAAAAGAUUGAAGCGCUGGAACUAAAGAUUCAAAAGGAGAUGGUAGAACUGAAGGAAAAAUUGGCUAAGAUGGAAAAGGAGAUGGUUGAGUUCUCUGACUUGGAUGGCCUAAGAACGAGAGCUGAGGAGAAGAGAAGGAACUUAGCUGAUGAGAAAGAGCAGCUGGAUGAGAGGAAGGGUGCAGUUACUCAGAAUCUUCAGGAGAUUGAGAGUACAGUCAAAUCACUUAAGAAACAACUAAAUGAAAAUGAAACCUACACUCAGCUAACAAAUCUUGAGAAGAAAUGGGCACAUUUUGAACAAUCAAACUUCACUCUCCAGGAAUUUGUAGCACAAAGAAGAGCAGAGUCGAAUUUCCUGCCUCUUCAGAACCAGGCUAUGAAACUUGUCCAAGAAUAUAACAAGGUACUGCAGGAUGUAGUGCAGAGUGGCACCAUCAUGUGAAAAUGUUUCUGCAAAUGGUGUAAAAUGUGUAGGGAUCCCAGUUCUACCUACCAAAGAGCAGGCAUUAUGUUGCUUCUUUAAUCCAGUUCAGAACUGAGAAUGUCUUGGGUGAUUUUAACUACACUAUACUGGUUCUAAAGUGUAUUACAAUAAAAAUAUGCAAUUUCCAUUUCUUCUAGUUUGUGGACUGCAUAAAAAGUAUAUAUUCUGAA